This is a messenger RNA of Lethenteron reissneri (Far Eastern brook lamprey), 5913 nucleotides long. RefSeq names its product glutamate metabotropic receptor 8 (gene GRM8). The record is from RefSeq and is a predicted model, not a curated record. Gene Ontology annotation, cellular component: membrane. Lineage: Eukaryota; Metazoa; Chordata; Hyperoartia; Petromyzontiformes; Petromyzontidae. Gene Ontology annotation, biological process: G protein-coupled receptor signaling pathway. Gene Ontology annotation, molecular function: G protein-coupled receptor activity.
CAGCCGCUCCCGCUGCCGCUACUGCCGCUGUGAAGGCGUCCGUCUCAAGUCCGCUCCGAGAGAAAGAUAAAGACGGACGGGGACGGGGAGGAGGGGGGCCCUCUCCAAAAAGAAAAGGGGGAGCAGUAGCGUGGGUUUCUCUUCCUUCUUUGUGCCGCUCUCACGGUCACACGGAUACCGCGAUGCCGACGUGGGUGUGCAGACGUCUCGCUCCCGUGGAAUAUCGCGUCUCGGCUCGUGGCUCUUUGCGCACAUGUAACGGCGCAGACAAGAGGCUGGGAACAGGAGCCCCGGUGAGCCGCGACGAAGCGAUCGUUACAGCGGGGCGCCGUCGCGGUGUCUAAGAGAGAGAGAGAGAGGCCGUUUGCCAUCCGUUUCUGGCGGCUCCGGCUGUAAGCGAGCCGGGAGAUAGGCGCCACUUCAUCUCCGCUGUCCAGGAGCCCGCGGACGUACAGACGGAAGACAUCGACCCGAAGAGUUCUGAACGUUCACUCCCUCUCGCUCUCUCUCUGCGUCUCUCUGUCUCUCUGGCAGCGCUUGCUAGCCUAGCUGGCGAAUGGCUUAAUUAUGCAUCUGGUAUCAACGCGUAUUCGCCCGGCGAGCUCACGCUGGGUGCUUUGCCAAUUUGGUGGAAGAAAUUUAGUUGAGUGUUUAAAAUAAUAGACGUAUAUAUUUACACUGUAUAGGUAAUCAAGUUCGGUUUCCCAAUAGAAUAUCGGUACCACUUCUUAAGGGUUGGAGUAGUUUAAACGUUUGUUAAAAAAAAAGUUAACGAGCACGCAUUGAAUGUUUGAAACAAUGUUCGCACACCGUGGCCAGUAUUAAAAGUUGUCGCGCAGCAUGCUCCCAUUUUAAGGGCACGAAUGCCACUGCCUUCCUUAUCCUGCAAUCCGUCUUUUCUCUUGUUUUCGGUGCUGAAAUGAUAGCCGUUUGCGGACGAAGCGAGAGUAUAAAACGUGGCUGACCCCCAGGGCUCACGUGCCUUAAACACCCCCCCCCCUCGCACCUUGAGACAUGGAGACGUAGGCACAUUAAGAGUGAAAACUAAAAAAUAAAAGCUACAAACUAAAAAAAUAUAUAUACGAGGAGCCAAAGACUUGAAGGUGCAGGGACGCAGAGAAGCUGCGUGAUUUAUACACGCGGCCAGUCCGAGAUAGCUUUAGAGUGGCGAGGGAAGAAGUGAUUCUCGAAGCCAUUUACAAAGAGACAGCACGAGUGACGCUGAGCGAGCGGGCGGGCGGGCGAUCGAGGGGCAGUGUAGGAGGGGAGCGGUGGGGCCAUGCCACCCCCCAGUGGCAGGCGGAGAUGGGUCCUCGCGGGACCCUCGAUCUCUGCCACCCUGCGACUAAAGCCCCUUCCGGGCGCACGGACCUCCGCGGGAACGCUGACAAACGCGACGUCCGCCGCCUCUCUCGUAACGACGACGACGGUGCUGCUGCUGCUGACUGCGAUUCUGACGGCGACGGCCCUCGGCCCCGGUGGGACGUCCCAAGAGCAGCGAGUCCUGGCACACUCGAUCCGCCUCGACGGGGACAUCACGCUGGGCGCGCUCUUCCCCGUGCACGCGCGGGGCGACCGCGGUGCCAUGUGCGGCGCCCUGAAGAUGGAGAAGGGCAUUCACCGGCUGGAGGCGAUGCUCUACGCCCUCGACACCAUCAACGCCGACCCGCGCAUCCUUCCCAACGUGACGCUGGGCGCGCGCGUGCUGGACACGUGCUCGCGCGACACCUACGCGCUCGAGCAGUCGCUCACCUUCGUGCAGGCGCUCAUCGAGAAGGACACGGCGGACGUGCGGUGCACCAACAACGCGCAGCCGAUCUUCGCCAAGCCCGAGAAGGUGGUGGGCGUCAUCGGCGCCGCUGGCAGCUCCGUGUCCAUCAUGGUCGCCAACAUCCUGCGCCUCUUCAAGAUACCGCAGAUCAGCUACGCUUCGACAGCGCCCGAGCUGAGCGACAACACGAGGUACGACUACUUCUCGCGGGUGGUGCCCCCGGACUCGUACCAGGCACAGGCCAUGGUGGAGAUCGUGAACGCCCUGGGCUGGAACUACGUGAGCACGGUGGCCGCCAACGACAACUACGGCGAGAGCGGCAUCGAGUACUUCUCCCGCUUCGCCCGCGACACCGGAAAUCCACCGGGCGGCGUGUGCAUCGCCCAGUCCCUGAAGAUCCCGCACGAGCCCAAGCCGAGUGACUUCGACAAGAUCAUCCACCGCCUCAUGGAGACGCCCAGUGCCCGCGCCAUCAUCCUCUUCGCCAACGAAGACGACAUCAAACGGCUCCUGGAGGCCACGCGGCGUGCGAACCAGACGGGCCACUUCCUGUGGGUGGCGUCGGACAGCUGGGGCUCCAAGAUCGCUCCCAUUCGCAACCAGGAGGACGAAGCAGAGGGCGCCAUUACCAUCCUGCCCAAGCGCGCCUCCGUGUCUGAGUUCGACAAAUACUUCACGUCCCGUACGCUGGAGAACAACAGAAGGAACGUUUGGUUCGCCGAGUUCUGGGAGGAGAACUUCAAAUGCCGGCUGAGCCGCCACGGAGCAAGGCAGACCGUGCACGCCAAAAAAUGCACCGGCCAGGAGCGGGUGGGACGGGACUCCCAGUACGAGCAGGAGGGCAAGGUGCAGUUCGUGAUCGACGCGGUCUACGCCAUGGCGCACGCGUUGCACAACCUCUACCAGAAGCGGUGCCCGCGCCUCUCGGGUCUCUGCGUCGACAUGGAACCCGUGCCCACCAAGGACCUGCUGGAGGAGAUCCGCAGCGUCAGCUUCAACGGCAGCGCAGGGACCCCCGUGAUGUUCAAUAAGGACGGCGAUGCACCAGGACGCUAUGACAUUUUCCAAUAUCACUUGCACAACACAAGCACGCCGGGCUACAACGUGAUCGGAGAGUGGGUCAACCACCUGCAGCUAAAUAUCAGCGCGCUGCAGUGGGCCGCCGGGAAGCGGGAGCUGCCUUACUCUAUCUGCAGCAUGCCGUGCGCGUCCGGCGAGCGCAAGAAGAAGGUGAAGGGCGUGCCGUGCUGCUGGAACUGCGAGCGCUGCGAGGGCUACUACUUCCAGCUCGACGAGUUCAACUGCCACCUGUGCCCCUACAACAUGCGCCCCAACGUCAACCGCACGGGCUGCGACGCCAUCCCCAUCGUCAAGCUCGAGUGGCACUCGCCCUUCGCCGUCGUGCCGGUCUUCCUCGCCAUCCUGGGCCUCCUCACCACGGCGUUCGUGAUCGUCACCUUCGUGCGCUACAACGACACGCCCAUCGUGCGCGCGUCUGGCCGCGAGCUCAGCUACGUGCUGCUCACGGGAAUCUUCCUGUGCUACGCCACCACCUUCCUCAUGAUCGCCGAGCCCAGCCUCGCCGUCUGCUCCUUCCGCCGCAUCUUCCUCGGCCUGGGCAUGUGCGUCAGCUACGCGGCGCUGCUCACCAAGACCAACCGCAUCUACCGCAUCUUCGAGCAGGGCAAGCGGUCGGUGACGGCGCCGCGCCUCAUCAGCCCCGCGUCGCAGCUCGUCAUCACCUUUUCGCUCAUCGCCAUGCAGCUCCUGGGAGUGUGCAUCUGGUUCGGGCUCACGCCGCCACACACGGUCAUCGACUACGAGGAGCAGCGCUCGCAGGAGGCCGAGCUGGCCCGCGGCAUGCUCAAGUGCGACAUCUCGGACCUGGCGCUCAUCUGCUCGCUGGGCUACAGCAUCCUGCUCAUGGUGACAUGCACCGUGUACGCCAUCAAGACGCGCGGCGUGCCGGAGAACUUCAACGAGGCCAAGCCGAUCGGCUUCACCAUGUACACCACCUGCAUCGUGUGGCUCGCCUUCAUCCCCAUCUUCUUCGGCACCGCGCAGUCCGCCGAGAAGGUGUACAUCCAGACGACGACGCUCACCGUGUCCAUGAGCCUGAGUGCUUCGGUGGCUCUGGGAAUGCUCUACAUGCCCAAGGUGCACAUCAUCCUCUUCCACCCGGAGCAGAACGUGCAGAAACGCAAGCGCUCCUUCAAGGCCGUGGUGACGGCCGCCACCAUGUCCAACAAGCUGACGGGCGGGAAGACCAACGACCGGCCCAACGGAGAGGCCAAGACGGAGCUCUGCGAAAGCCUAGAGAACAGCUCAGCUUCUUGCACAAAAACAACAUACAUCAGCUACAGCAACCAUCUCAUGUAAAAGGCUCCCGGGACCGCUGGCACCGCUACCCUCCCCACCACCACCACCACGCUGGGCAGGGCAUUAUGGGAAAAGCUGCCGUAUCAGCAGACUGCUAAAUCGGGAUGCCGCGCAAGAGUCUGGGCUCGCAGAUGAGACUAUCCAGCAGCCAAGGCGUGGGGAGGAGGGCAUUGAAGACCGCCGCGCUGGUGCACGGAACGCGAGGAGACGCCGUGAAGCUGGGACAGAGGGAGGAGGGGUGGUGGUGGUGGCGGGGGGGGUGCCCUUAGCAGGAAGAGUUGCUGCUGGUGGCGGCGGCGAAGAAGAGGAGGACAUUGGAUGAACGGGGCGGGUGUGGGCAGGGGUGGGAGGUGGUGCAUGAUGGCCGUGAAUCGUCUCACUAAUUAGAGGCCUUCGGUGGCGAAGAGGUGUGGGUUGUCCCUUUCUUUCGGAGAGGCAUCUUUUGUAAGCGUCGCAGCACAGCACAAAGCUGCGACGCCGCUUGCCAGCGCCGACGGAACGGAGCGUCUCGCUCGCCCCGACGGCGCGGGCGGAUUUGUAAAAAAAUAAGUGGGGGAGGUGGGGAGGGGGGGGCUGUUUGGGAUGAAAUGAUAUUUCCAAAGGAGAUUUUGGAAAAGCGAGAUAAAUAAAGGAGUGAUUAAGUAACAGCAACGACAACGACAUCAACAAAAUUAAGGAAUCGCACGAAAGCAUCGCUUUGGUUAAUCCACGCGCGCGCUCGUGUGUGUGUGUGUUUGUGUGCGCGAUGGAUACAAACGCAGCGCCGGCAAAUGUCGAAACGGAAUCAAGAGGCUGCUCUUAAAUGUUUGCAUUGCCUUCUGUUAUAUCUCUUGUUCUCUCCCCCCCUACUCUCUCUUUCUCUCGUUUUGCUCAUUGUGUUGAUGUCAAGUCGUUCCAUUUAUCAGCCUAACAUUGGGGGGGGAGGGAAGCAAUUGUUGUGGUUUCCUGAAAUUAAGAAGGGGGUAGUGCAGGAGAGGGGGGGGGAGGGGUAAAAAAAUAAUUAAAAAUAAGAAAAAAUGCAUAACAUCUGCCCUAUCUGUGAAUGUUGCAACAAAGUCCAGUCUGGUGUGUUCUAAUGGGCUAAAUGACUCGGUAUAUCUCUCGUGUUCUGUAACUUGGAGAAUGAAUUUCGGAAAAGAUAUACUAGAAGGACGCAUGCAAUUUUUUUUUAUACAGACAUAAAGUUUAUUUCUAAUAAAAUGGAGUUUCAUCAAAAUCUGCAAAUAAAAAAAAUGGUUUGGAUUGUGCUUGUGGGAAAAUGUCUGUGGAAUGCGACCCUAAAUUUCACCAAUUGUAAUCUUAAUGCACUGUGAUCUCGGGCGAAUUGAAAGGAAAGGGGCUUUUUUUUUGUCCUCCAGCUUUUAGGUCCACAAUGCAUCACGAGAGGCGAUCGCGUCAUUACUGAUUUCCGCGACAAUCGCAGCGACCCGGCACUUCACAAUAAGUGUCGUUUAAAGGAAGCCCAUAACAGAGCGCAAGGUAUUUCAUUUGCUCAAUAACCCUAAUAGCAAAUCGUACAAAAAAACAGAAGGUCAAUGACAGAGAUAUAACCGAGCAGCGUUGCCAUGUGUACAGCUAAUGCACGAUUCCUGCGCUCGCAUGUCCAUUACGAUGCCUGAAGAGUGGGGGAAAAAAUAAACCGGGAGGGCCUCAGAGAUUGCAUCUUCCACCUCGUUUUACCCCGCCUGACACUGUGUGCACAACCAGGCAGCUGUGGACUGUAAAGUUUUCUUUUUUAAUAAAUGCAGAGGAGAUCGACAGAG